Messenger RNA from Ixodes scapularis (black-legged tick), 903 nucleotides. Its product is annotated as palmitoyltransferase ZDHHC15B-like. Gene Ontology annotation, cellular component: endoplasmic reticulum; Golgi apparatus. Gene Ontology annotation, molecular function: protein-cysteine S-palmitoyltransferase activity. Gene Ontology annotation, biological process: protein targeting to membrane; synaptic vesicle maturation; peptidyl-L-cysteine S-palmitoylation. The record is from RefSeq and is a predicted model, not a curated record. The coding region runs from base 1 to 903 and encodes 300 amino acids. NCBI's taxonomy places the organism in Eukaryota, Metazoa, Arthropoda, Arachnida, Ixodida, Ixodidae. The transcript has a single exon.
AUGGGGAACUGCUUCCAGCUCAGCUCAGACGUCAUCAACUGGCUACCCGUGCUCUUUGGGGUCGCCAUGUUCGCCUGGUCUUAUUACGCCUACGUCAUUGCCUUCUGCUUCGGUCUUGUCAGCACAGACCUGGAGCGGAUCCUCUACGCCGUCGGCUUCCACAUGUGUCUCUUCAUGUGCCUGUGGGCGUACGUGCAGACAAUCAUCACGCCCAUCCCGGUCGUGCCACGCUACUUCCAAUUGAACGACACGGAACACCACAUGCUGAACCAAACCGCCGACUUCGAGGCGCACAAGGGCUUCCUCGAAGUGCUCGGCCAGAACCGGGGCAUCCUGACCCGAGCUGCGGACGGGAGCGUCCGCUACUGCGAGGCCUGCCGACUCGUCAAGCCCGACCGGUGCCACCACUGCUCCUCCUGCCGCAAGUGCGUGCCCAAGAUGGACCACCACUGCCCCUGGUUCAACAACUGCGUCUGCUUCAGCACCUACAAGUUCUUCCUCUUGACGCUCUUCUACCUCGUCGUGACGUCGGUGUUUGUGGUCGGGACCACCAUCGGUUACGUCAAGCAUACCUGGCUGAACGUUGGGGACAGGUUCGCUGUCACGUUUCAUCUUACGAUCCUGGUGAUCCUGGGAGUCGUGAUACCCAUCUUCAUUGGCUCGUUCCUCUAUUUUCAUCUGAUGCUCGUUUGUAAGAACGAAACCACGCUGGAAGGUCUUCGGGGACCGAUUUUCAAGAAUCCCGGCGAUUCGUUCAACAUUGGCUGCUAUGACAACAUUGUCGAAGUCUUAGGGCCGAACCAGCUGUUGUGGCUGGUGCCGGUCUCCACGAGCGUUGGAGACGGCACGCGGUUUCCUACCAGGUUACAUCCCAACAGGAAUGUUUUUGGAAACCCUGUUUGA